AGAAUGGUAUGUGUUCAUUGUAAAUUAGGGAUUGUUGAAUAUCAUUCGAAAGAUCAAAAAGUCAGAAAAGGAAUUGAGAAUACUUGUCUUAGGAUUAGAUAAUGCGGGUAAAACUACUAUUCUAAAGGCUUUGUCUAAUGAGGACAUCAAUCAAAUUGCUCCUACACAUGGUUUUAAUAUCAAAAAUUUAUAACAUGAAGGAUUUAAACUUAAUGUUUGGGAUGUAGGAGGUUAAGAGGUAUGCUUUUUGUUGCAUAAUAGAAAUUACGUGAAUAUUGGAGUAAUUUCUAUGAAAAUACUGAUGCUUUAGUAUUUGUUAUAGAUUCAUCAGAUUAAAUGCGUUUGGAAGAGGGAGGCAAAGAAUUGGACAAAUUAUUAGGAGAGGCUGAAUUAAAGAAAGUGCCACUUUUGGUAUUUGCAAAUAAAUAAGAUUUGGUGCAAGCUCUUCCAGCAGAUGAGGUUAAUAUGCUUACUUAAUUCAGAUCUCUGAUAGUUUGAAAUUAAAUAAAAUUACAGAUAGAUAAUGGUCGAUUGUAGCAUGUUCAGCUAAAACCCAAGAAGGAUUACAAGAAGGAAUGGAAUGGCUUAUUAAGACAGUCUAAGAUAAAUGAAUAUUAAAUAAUAAAUAUUAUUA
Molecule: messenger RNA, 634 nt
Organism: Paramecium primaurelia
Lineage: Eukaryota; Ciliophora; Oligohymenophorea; Peniculida; Parameciidae
Source: the annotation of a GenBank genome assembly